Messenger RNA from Puma concolor (puma), 3366 nucleotides. RefSeq names its product calcium voltage-gated channel auxiliary subunit alpha2delta 4 (gene CACNA2D4). Lineage: Eukaryota; Metazoa; Chordata; Mammalia; Carnivora; Felidae. Gene Ontology annotation, molecular function: voltage-gated calcium channel activity. Gene Ontology annotation, cellular component: voltage-gated calcium channel complex. The record is from RefSeq and is a predicted model, not a curated record.
AUGCCAGGACUCCCCAGGUUCCACUUAGACACCAGCGCCCCCCACAGCAGGAGGCCCUGCCACCAAUGGCCAGGGUCCUGGGCCUCCUUGCAGAAGACCGUGGUCAUCCUGUGCCUGCUACUCUCCAGUACCUCCCUGUCCCCCACACACGCGCAGACCGAGAUUCCUCUGGAAACAGUGAAGCUGUGGGCAGACACCUUUGGCAGGGACCUAUAUGACACGGUGACCAAAUACUCGGGCUCUCUCUUGCUGCAGAAGAAAUACAAGGAUGUGGAAUCCAGUCUGAGGAUCAAGGAGGUGGAUGGCUUGGAGCUGGUGAGGAAGUUCUCAGAGGACAUGGAAACCAUGCUACGCAGGAAGGUGGAGGCUGUCAAGAAUCUGGUAGAGGCUGCUGAGGAGGCUGACCUGAACCAUGAAUUCAAUGAAUCGCUGGUGUUUAACUAUUACAACUCUGUCCUGAUCAACGAGAGGGAUGAGAAUGGCAAUUACGUGGAGCUGGGGGCUGAGUUUGUCCUUGAAUCCAAUGCGCACUUCAGCAACCUGAUGGUGAACACCUCCAUCAGCAGCGUGCAGCUGCCCACGAACGUGUACAACAAAGACCCAGACAUUUUAAAUGGAGUCUACAUGUCUGAAGCUUUGAACACGGUUUUUGUGGAGAAUUUCCAAAGAGACCCGACACUGACAUGGCAAUAUUUUGGCAGCUCCACUGGAUUCUUCAGGAUCUAUCCAGGCAUCAAAUGGACGCCUGAUGAGAAUGGAGUCAUUGCCUUUGACUGCAGAAAUCGUGGCUGGUAUAUACAAGCUGCUACUUCUCCCAAGGACAUAGUGAUUGUAGUGGAUACGAGUGGCAGCAUGAAGGGGCUGCGGAUGACUAUCGCCAAGCACACCAUCUCCACCAUCCUGGACACACUGGGGGAGAAUGAUUUUGUUAAUAUCAUUGCGUACAGUGACUACAUCCAUUACAUCGAGCCUUGUUUUAAAGGGAUCCUUGUCCAGGCAGAUCGGGACAAUCGCGAGCAUUUCAAACAGCUUGUAGAUGAGCUGAUGGUCAAGGGUGUGGGGGUCGUGAACCAAGCCUUGACUGAAGCCUUCCAGAUCCUGAAGCAGUUCCAAGAGGCCCGGCAAGGAAGCCUCUGCAACCAGGCCAUCAUGCUAAUCACCGAUGGGGCUGUGGAAGACUAUGAGCCAGUAUUUGAGAAGUACAACUGGCCUGACCGCAAGGUUCGAGUUUUCACUUAUCUGAUUGGAAGAGAAGUGACUUUUGCUGACCGCAUGAAGUGGAUUGCAUGCAACAACAAAGGCUACUAUACACAGAUCUCCACACUGGCAGAUGCACAGGAGAACGUGAUGGAGUACCUGCACGUGCUCAGCCGCCCCAUGGUCAUCAACCAUGACCAUGACAUCACCUGGACAGAAGCCUACAUGGACAGCAAGUUAUUCACUUCACAGGCACAGAGCUUGAUGCUCCUCACCACUGUGGCCAUGCCAGUCUUCAGCAAGAAGAAUGAAACGCGAUCCCAUGGCAUUCUUCUGGGUGUGGUGGGCUCUGAUGUGGCCCUGAGAGAGCUGAUGAAACUGGCACCCCGGUACAAGCUCGGAGUGCAUGGAUAUGCCUUUUUGAACACUAACAAUGGCUACAUUCUCUCACAUCCUGACCUCCGACCCCUGUACAGAGACGGGAAGAAACUCAAACCCAAACCUAACUACAACAGCGUGGAUCUCUCUGAAGUGGAGUGGGAAGACCGAGCUGAAACCCUGAGAACAGCCAUGAUCAAUGGGGAAACAGGGUCUCUCUCUAUGGACGUGAAGGUUCCACUGGACAAAGGGAAGAGAGUUCUUUUCCUGACCAAUGACUACUUCUUCACAGACAUCAGUGACACACCUUUCAGCCUGGGAGUGGUGCUGUCCAGGGGCCAUGGAGAGUACAUCCUCCUGGGGAACACAACUGUGGAAGAAGGCCUGCAUGACUUGCUUCACCCAGAUCUGACCCUAGCCAGUGACUGGAUCUACUGCAUCACAGAUAUCGACCCAGACCAUCGGAAGCUCAGCCAGCUGGAGGCCAUAGUCCGCUUCCUGACAGGGGAGGACCCAGAUCUGGAGUGCGAUGAGGAGCUGGUGCGGGAGGUACUGCUUGAUGCGGUGGUGACGGCCCCCAUGGAAGCCUACUGGACAGCGAUGGCUCUCAACACCUCUGACGAGUCCGAGCAGGUGGUGGACAUGGCAUUCCUGGGCACCCGGGCUGGCCUCCUCAGAAGCAGCUUAUUUGUAGGCUCCGAGAAGGUCUCCGACAAAAAGUUCCUGACUCCUGAGGAUGAAGCCAGCAUAUUCACCAUGGACCACUUCCCUCUGUGGUAUCGACAGGCUGCUGAGCAUCCUGCUGGCAGCUUUGUCUUCAAUCUUCGAUCAGCAGAGGCACCAGAAAGUCCAGGCCAGCCAAUGGUAGUAACAGCGAGCACUGCUGUGGCCGUGACGGUGGACAAGAAGACAGCUAUCGCUGCAGCGGUGGGAGUCCAAAUGAGGCUGGAGUUCCUACAACGCACGUUCUGGGCAGCGACCCGGCAGUGCGGCACUGUGGAGGGGCCAUGCCCAGAGAGCUGCCAGGACAGUCUCCUGGACUGCUUCGUCAUCGACAACAACGGGUUCAUCCUGAUCUCAGAGAGGUCCCAGGAGAUGGGAAGAUUCCUGGGGGAGGUGGAUGGCGCUCUCAUGACCCAGCUGCUCAGCACGGGGGUGUUCAGCCAAGUGACUAUGUAUGACUACCAGGCCAUGUGCAAACCAUCAAAUCACCACCACAGCGCUGCCCAGCCCCUGGUCAGCCCAAUCUCUGCCCUCCUGACUGCUACCAGGUGGCUAGUGAAUGAGCUCUUGCUGCUCCUGCUCGAGUGGAGUGCCUGGGGCUCCUGGCGUGCAGACAGCAAGGCCGAGGCCAAAGCGGUCUUCCAUCAGUCCCACAAGCACAAGAAACAGGACAUGCUGCAGCCCUGUGACACACAGUACCCCGUGUUUGUGCACCAGACGGCCAUCCAGGAGACCAACGGGGCCAUCGAGUGUGGGGCCUGCCAGAAGAUAUUUGUGAUGCAACAGAUUCCCAGUAGUAACCUUCUCCUCCUGGUGACAGACCCCACCUGUGACUGUAGCAUCUUCCCACUAAUCCUGCAGGAGGCUACAGAAGUCAAAUAUAAUGCCUCUGUCAAGUGUGACAGGAUGCGCUCCCAGAAGCUUCGCAGGAGACCAGAUUCCUGCCAUGCCUUCCAUCCAGAGGAAAAUGCCCAGGACUGUGGUGGCACCUCGGACCUCUCAGCCUCGCUCCCCAUGCUCCUGCUGCCUCUGUGUGUCUGGGUCCUUCCACCCCAGUUGCUGCGGUGA